AUGGAGUCUACAAGUGAUGCUAAUUCACUACCUUCAGGACCAGACGCCAGAAAGCGAAGAGUGAGCUAUUUCUACGACCCAACAAUCGGCCAACACUACUACGGCCAGGGCCAUCCAAUGAAACCCCUCCGCAUCCAAAUGGCCCACAACCUCAUCGUCAACUACGGCCUCAACCAUAAAAUGGACAUCAACUGCCCUUUUCUGGCCACCACCGACGACCUCAGCCAAUUCCACUCCGAUGACUACGUCAACUUCCUCGCCUCCGUCUCCCCCGACACCCUUAACCAAACUCCCUUUUCUCGCUACAAGGAGCGCUUCAACAUAGGUCAAGACUGUCCCGUAUUCGAUGACCUAUUCGGCUUUUGCCAGGCCUCUGCCGGCGGGUCUCUCGGCGCCGCUGUCAAGCUCAAUCAAGGAGACGCUGAUAUCGCCAUCAACUGGGCCGGCGGGCUUCACCAUGCAAAGAUGUCCGCGGCCUCGGGGUUCUGUUAUGUCAACGACAUUGUGCUAGGGAUUCUUGAGCUUCUCAAGGUUCAUAGACGUGUCCUUUAUAUCGAUAUUGAUGUGCACCAUGGAGAUGGAGUCGAGGAGGCAUUUUACACCACUGAUAGAGUCAUGACAGUUUCUUUCCAUAAAUUUGGUGAUUUCUUUCCGGGGACCGGGCAUAUUGAAGACAUUGGUGUUGGACUAGGGAAGAAUUAUUCUUUGAAUGUACCCUUGAACGAUGGAAUAGAUGAUGAAGAUUUUCGCUGGAUAUUUCGUCCAGUAAUCCAAAAAGUGAUGGAGAUGUAUCAACCGGAGGCUGUUGUUCUUCAGUCCGGGGCAGAUUCGCUAUCCGGGGACAAGUUAGGGUGCUUCAACUUGUCUAUCAAAGGCCAUGCGGACUGUCUUGGUUUCCUUAGAUCGUUUAACAUCCCUUUGAUGGUCUUGGGAGGGGGAGGUUAUACGAUUCGGAAUGUAGUUCGUUGCUGGUGUUACGAGACGGCAGUAGCAAUCGGUGAGGAACUUGAUGAUCAGUUGCCUGAAAACGACUACUAUGGUUAUUUUGCUCCAAAUUACACUCUUCUGUUCGACACAUGUGGCAUGCGGAACCUGAACAAACCUGAAGACUUGGUGGAGAUGAGGAAUAAGCUGCUAGAACAGAUUUCUAAAAUGCCUCAUGCACCCAGUGUUCAGUUUCAGACGACACCAUCAAUUACACAAGCUCCGGAGGAGGCGGAAGAGAACAUGGAUGAAAGAUAA
This is a messenger RNA of Fragaria vesca subsp. vesca, 1242 nucleotides long. Its product is annotated as histone deacetylase 6-like. The coding region runs from base 1 to 1242 and encodes 413 amino acids. The record is from RefSeq and is a predicted model, not a curated record. Gene Ontology annotation, molecular function: histone deacetylase activity. The transcript has a single exon. NCBI's taxonomy places the organism in Eukaryota, Viridiplantae, Streptophyta, Magnoliopsida, Rosales, Rosaceae.